Microthlaspi erraticum is the source of this 1017-nucleotide messenger RNA. The record is from the annotation of a GenBank genome assembly. NCBI's taxonomy places the organism in Eukaryota, Viridiplantae, Streptophyta, Magnoliopsida, Brassicales, Brassicaceae.
AUGAUCUCUUGGCUUGAUGUCUACCAUGUUGUUUCAGCAACAGUUCCUCUUUAUGUUUCAAUGAUCUUAGGUUACCUCUCUGCAAAACAUCUAAAGAUCUUCUCACCUGAACAAUGCGCAGGCAUCAACAAAUUCGUCGCUAAAUUAUCCAUCCCUUUGCUUUCUUUCCAAGUAAUCUCCCAAAACGACCCUUUUAAGAUGAGCCCUAGGCUCAUUUUCGCUGAUAUUCUCCAGAAGGUCUUAGCUGUUGUUGUAUUAGCCGGCGUUUUGAGAUUAUGGCAUCCAACAGGAGGAAGAGGAGGAAAACUGGGUUUGAUCAUAACCGGGUUAUCUGUAACCGUGUUUCCAAACACACUCAUUAUUGGAAUCCCAAUCCUGAGUGCCAUCGAUGGAAAUGAAGCUGUGAACUACUUGGUGCAGAUUGUUGUGUUGCAGAGCAUAAUUUGGUACAACAUCUUGCUAUUCUUAUUCGAGAUUAAUGCCGCGAGGGAGAAAACAGCUUCCAUUGAACAACAUAGAGGCAAUGGCAAUGAAGACAAUGAAGAAGCUCCAAAAGACGAAGAAGUAGCAAUAGCGAGAACAAGAUCUUCUGGAACUUGGAAGAUUUUAAUGAAGGCUGUGAGAAAGUUUUUAGCCAAUCCUAAUACGUACGCAACAUUGGCCGGAAUAAUCUGGGCUAUUUUACAUUUCAGAUUGGGAUGGAAACUGCCUGAGAUGGUCGAUAAAUCAAUACAUUUGCUAUCUGAUGGAGGCUUAGGAAUGGCCAUGUUCAGCAUGGGUCUUUUCAUGGCGUCACAAAGUAGUAUCAUAGCAUGUGGAACAAAAUUGGCGAUUAUAACAACAAUCCUCAAGUUUAUAUUAGGACCUGCUCUUAUGAUUGCUGCUUCAUUUUGCAUCAGAUUACGAAGUACUCUUUUCAGAGUCGCAAUAUUACAGGCUGCACUGCCUCAAGGAAUCGUGCCAUUUGUUUUUGCAAAAGAGUAUAAUGUUUAUCCGGAGAUCAUUAGUACGGGGUAA